CUGGAAGAGAUUUUGCACUGGGAUAUCUGACCUGCGUCAUUUUCGUUGGGUAAUCGUUUCCCAAUUCAUGCCCCCCAUGGUCCUAGAUCUGCGAUGGGGAACCAUGCGGUCCGGGGACUGGCAAAAAAUCCCGACUCCUUACGUCGUGGGGCGCCAUAUGAUUUUUUGACAUCGUAGUCUCCCAAAGGAUCAAGUCUGAUCUGGUUCGGGUCAGAGACUGUAGAUUCAACGUUGCAUGCAUCCAGAAAAAAAUAGGAAAAUAUAGAAAGGGUGCGUAGAAACCAGACUCUGCGCCGCAACCUCUCGUGCACAUCCCAAUGCGGUCAUUCCCGUCUUCAUCGGAUCCCCCAAAGCGGCGGCGUCGGACCUCGCCCGAAGGAUUCCCAGAACAAUUCGAUUCCCGGAAAGUGAUGGCAUCGGCCCUUUGGUCAUCGUGGUCUCACGGUGGAGCCGACCAACCAAUUGCGGUCUGUGCAGGUGCGUGGGGCAGUCUCUUUCCGGGGUGUUUAUCUGGUGGCUGAAAGUUCGAUGCAUGGAUCAGGGCAUCGCGCCACAAGGAUGCAGAGGCUCUGCAUACAGCAGUUUUUUUUUCUUUCGGUGGCAGGUAUGAUGAAUGAUUGCUUCCACUGUCGGUUAGACUCAGACAGGAGUUGCAUGAUUGAGCAACAGGGCUCCGGGGGUUGAAGUUGGAGAUGGAGUUGGAGUAGGCCCGCAUCGAAAGUGGGUAUAGUACCGUAUCCAAACUGCUUGGCCACGGGGAACACGAUCAGUCGGCAUCCCGCGUCUCUCGGUGUACCAAAAGGAAACUCCACGGCGAGGAGUCUGGAGAAGGAGUGGUCCAUCUAGAAAGAGGAUCAAAAUCUGGGGCAGAGAGAAGUCACGGUGGAAGAAAAGUGGAUGGCCCAAGGAAUGCCCGGCCGCAUUUGACGGCGGCUCUCUCUGUUGCAUCGCGCCUGCCCCGUUGGUCGCAUUGCGCUCUUUCCCUUUUUAAUCCAACCGGCAAAGUCCUUGAAUUUCUUUUUUCCCUACUUAUUUGCCAGUGCCCGCCUUCCUCUUUCUCUCUUCUGCGUCCCUGGGUUGCUUCUUGUACUCUUCCCUCUCUUCUUUCUUUUCCCCCACACUCUACCCACCUUCUCAUCUUCCGUCCAUUACUUUCACAUCCCCUCCUCUAUCUCCCCGGAUUCUCCCCAGUUCGGUGAACCGGUCAACGCAUCACUGCUCUCAAAACUUCAUAACUAAACUAUCAGCAUGGCGAGCACCCCAGAAAAGCUGGGAGGUGGCCGCGAUGCGGUGCUCACAUCGGAGGCCUCUAGUGCUACCCAGCAAGAGAUCUUUGACUCUGGUCUGCCCGAGAAACUCGACCAGAAGGGUGCACAACUCGAAAAUACCGACGCCUCGGGCCGAGUCGAGCUUACGGAGGAUAUGUGCUACGACAAGCUCGGAUAUUCAUUCAGUGAGAAACGCAAGUGGAUGAUCAUCACUGUCAUCUUCUUGGUCCAGACCUCCAUGAACUUCAACACUUCUCUGUAUUCGAAUGGUCUCGGGGGUAUUUCCGAGGAGUUUGGGGUUUCCAAGCAGGCUGCCCGCUGCGGUGCAAUGAUCUUCCUGGUGUUGUACGCUUUCGGUUGCGAGCUGUGGGCCCCAUGGAGUGAGGAACUCGGACGCAAGCCCAUCCUUCAGGCCUCGCUAUUCCUCGUCAAUGUCUUCCAAUUGCCGGUGGCUCUUGCACCCAACUUUGCUUCCGUCAUGGUUGGUCGUGCUUUGGGUGGUCUCUCCUCCGCGGGAGGCUCAGUUACCCUGGGUAUGAUUGCCGAUCUUUGGGAGGCUGAUACCCAGCAGUACGCUGUGGCCGCCGUUGUCUUUUCUUCCGUCGGUGGUUCCGUUCUGGGCCCCGUGGUCGGUGGUUUCGUAGAGGCUUUCCUGCCAUGGCGCUGGAGCAUUUGGAUCCAAUUGAUCUUUGGCGGAUUCGUUCAGAUCAUGCAUUUCCUGCUUGUUCCCGAGACUCGUACCACCGUGAUGAUGGACCGAAUCGCCAAGAAAAUGCGCGAGAGCGGCGAGAACCCGAACAUCUAUGGCCCUACCGAGGGCAUGUCUUUCCGCGAGCGGUUCCCCCCUCGUGAGCUCCUGGCCACCUGGAUCCGUCCCUUCCGCAUGUUCCUUACCGAGCCCAUCGUGUUGACCUUGUCGCUGCUGAGUGGCUUCAGUGAUGCUCUGAUUUUCAUGUUCGUGCAGUCUCUGUCGCUGGUGUAUGAUCAGUAUGGUUUCAACACUUGGGAGAAGGGUCUGGCCUUCCUCCCCAUCCUGGUCGGCUACUUCAUUGCUUGGUUUUCCUGGUUCCCAGUUAUUCGGCGCAACGUCAAGGAGCGCCGGGAGAACCCCGACAGCGAACGGGCCCAAUAUGAGUCCCGUUUAUGGUGGCUGUUGUAUACCGUUCCGUGCUUGCCCAUUGGUUUGAUUGGCUUCGCUUGGACCAGCUUACCUCAGUGCCACUGGAUCGGCUCCAUGAUCUUUGCCGCCAUCAUCGGUAUUGCGAACUACGCUAUCUACAUGGCCACCAUUGACUAUAUGAUCUGCGCCUACGGUCCAUACUCUGCAUCGGCCACUGGUGGUAACGGAUGGUCGCGAGACUUCUUGGCUGGUGUCCUGACUAUUCCUGCUACCCCCUUCUUUGAAAAUAUCGGUGGCAAGUACCACCUCGAAUAUGCUUCAACGAUUCUCUUCUGUAUCUCGUUGCCUCUGGUUGUUGCCGUCUACGUGAUCUACUGGAAGGGUCCCGCUCUGCGCAAGCGCUCUCCGUUUGCCCAGCAGCUCGAGGAGGCCCGCCACGACAUGGCUAUCCAAGGCCGCCGCCUGUCCAAGGUUCCGGAGGCGUCGCGUGCCAACUCGUACGCCCGGUCUCAGCAGGAUCUCCGCAUCCGGCAAACCAUGGGCAGCCGUCCCGGUUCGCGAGUCAACUCCCGCGCCAAUUCUCGAGUCAACUCACGCCGCAACAGCUUGGUCGGAGCCUGAGCAGCUGUUUCAUUUCAGUAUACUGAGGAAUACUGAUUCCAAAGACUAUCGCACAAGUCCUUGAUGCACAUGCAAGGAAUAUGCACUUCGCAACAAUAUCCUAAGGCCAAUUGCCACGAGGUAAAGUUUGCGGCCUAGGGAUUUAUGGGCAAAAUCACAUCUUCUAUUCUCUGUGCAUGUCUUUUCAACCGCAUGGAUCCUUUGCGCUGGGCGUUUUGGACUCUUAAUUAAUUCAAUCAAUGUUCUUGGGGGGAGGGUUAAGGGAAUCUUCUGUGGCUGGCAGGCAUGCAUCUUCCAUGCUUGAGUCUGUGCGCCACUGUUUGGUGCGUUGGUGCCUGCUUGACUACGUUGGUAGCUUGCCUUUUUUUUUCUUUGCUUGCACUAUUUUCCAAAGUGUGGUUUGAGGGAUCUGUUUGGUACUGCAAUGUACGGUUAUGGGCUUUGGCGAUGGGAUGCGAUGCUUGUUAUGAACUCUAUGUUUUAGUUGAUUACCCCCAAUCCAGUUGGUUGCCCCCAGGAUCUUUUGUGUCACUAUGAGUUGUAGAGUAAUCGGAGUAUCUCAAUCUGAAUCACAGUUGAAGAGACAGCUAGACUGCAUUCCUG
Molecule: messenger RNA, 3612 nt
Organism: Penicillium brasilianum
Lineage: Eukaryota; Fungi; Ascomycota; Eurotiomycetes; Eurotiales; Aspergillaceae
Source: the annotation of a GenBank genome assembly